UUGUCAUUCUUGACCCUCGGUGCUACCCGUACUUUCUGACAACACAACAAUGGCCGCUUCAACCAGCAGCAAAGUACCAGAACUAUCUAAAGCCGAGUACCUUAAACGUUAUUUAUCCGCCGACAAAGAUGCCAAAAAAGCUAAAGGGAAACUUAAAAAGAAACGGCGUAAAAUUCCCGAGAAGGGACUUAAAAUUGUCGACGAUGACAUAGACUGGAAACAGAUGGUUGUAGAGGACGAUCAGAGCGAAGAGGACGAAGAGGAAGCUCCAGUGAUUGCUGAGAUGAUUGAUGAUCGACCAGAAGAAGUGAAACAGCUGGAAGCCUUCAGGACUAGCAAUAGAUGGAAAGUAAUUGGAGCUGACGAAAAGGAAGACGAAGAAGAUGUGGACGGCAGUGAUCAUCAACAAUCCGAGCCUGUGGCAUCAAGCAGGACUCGUCAUGACUCUCCCGACAAAUCCCCUUCUAACAGAGGUCGUCAUGACUCUCCAGACUUCUCACCUCCUCGGCAACGCCUGGGAACAAGUAAAGAUGAGAAAGAUUCAUCUCCUGCCAGAAAAAAACCCAUUAACAAUCGUUCACCUAAUUCUCAACGUUCCCCACUGGCAAAGAGGGCUCAGAACAGGCACGAUUCAGACAUGGACCAGUCACCUCCGCGGAAAAAGGGAUUAAAGGGAGGAGCUUCAGACUCUGACCAAUCUCCUCCGAGAAGGCACGCAAAAACAAAACAAGGCUCUGAUUCCGACCAGUCGCCUCCCCGGAGACGGCCACGAAGUGAAAAUAACCCAGAUGAAGAUCUGUCACCACCUCGUAGGUCUGGCCAGUCCCAGGGUCCGAGGAUGCUUUCUGGUGGGAAGGCAGGUCUGGUUUCUGUAGAUGUUUUAAGGAAGGAGCAGGAGGAGAAUCGUCGCAACGAAAGAAAAAACCAACCACUAGAAGAUGAAUCCCGCAAUGCCCAGACGGUGUUCCGAGACAAGACUGGUAAAAGGAGAGAUUUGGAAACUGAGAGAGAAGAGAAGAAGAGGAAAGCUGGUGAAAAAGCAGCAAAGGACGAGAAAUACGCUCAGUGGGGUAGAGGGUUGGCCCAGGGCCAGAUGUAUCAGCAGAAACUUGAGGAUGCAGUAGUUGAAGCCCAGAAGCCUCUGGCACGUCACCGCGAUGACGAGGAUCUUGACCGCAUGUUGAGAGAGCAACAAAGAGAAGGAGAUCCAAUGGCUGCCAUGCUCAGAAAGAAAAAGGAGCGAAAUACCUCACACGACAAACCUCGAUAUAAAGGCCCACCCCCACCUCCCAACCGCUUCAAUCUUCUACCAGGCUAUCGCUGGGAUGGAGUUGACAGGUCAAAUGGUUUUGAAAAGAAACGCUACUCUCGAAUGGCCGAUAAAAAGGCUGUCCAGGAGGAAGCCUACAAAUGGAGCGUGGAGGACAUGUAAGGGCAAUACCAAACAGAUGGAGCGGAGCUGAAGAGUAGGAUGGUUCAUCAGUAGAGUUAGACAGAAUAUCUAAUCAAUUAUGUUAAGGCAACGGUGGAUUACACCCAUCUACUUCACAACACUGAUACUUUGAAAUAGACGAUUUACUUUAUUUUUCAAAGCUGGCUGAUACUGUACAGUGGUCUUCACACUAUAUGUGUUUAACCAUGAAAUAAAUUGAAUAAUUGUACAUAGCA
Messenger RNA from Pungitius pungitius (ninespine stickleback), 1668 nucleotides. It is a transcript of the gene bud13, whose product is annotated as BUD13 homolog. NCBI's taxonomy places the organism in Eukaryota, Metazoa, Chordata, Actinopteri, Perciformes, Gasterosteidae. Gene Ontology annotation, cellular component: RES complex; U2-type spliceosomal complex. Gene Ontology annotation, molecular function: RNA binding. The coding region runs from base 50 to 1432 and encodes 460 amino acids. The record is from RefSeq and is a predicted model, not a curated record. Gene Ontology annotation, biological process: mRNA splicing, via spliceosome. The transcript has 10 exons.